Messenger RNA from Ailuropoda melanoleuca (giant panda), 210 nucleotides. Its product is annotated as beta-defensin 110-like. The coding region runs from base 1 to 210 and encodes 69 amino acids. Lineage: Eukaryota; Metazoa; Chordata; Mammalia; Carnivora; Ursidae. The record is from RefSeq and is a predicted model, not a curated record. The transcript is spliced from 2 exons.
AUGAGUGAUAGAACCAAUUUUGUAAUACAAGUUUUUUAUUUCCAGAUCUUGCAGUUCUGGUCUUUCUUGAUUGCAGCCAGAAGUAACUUGGAGCCCAAGUAUAGAUUUCAGAGAUGUGAAAGAGUGAGAGGAAUAUGUAAAACAUUUUGUGAUGAUGAUGAAUAUGAUUACGGAUCCUGCAUUAAAUGGAGAAAUCAGUGCUGCAUAUAA